This is a messenger RNA of Acaulospora morrowiae, 634 nucleotides long. Lineage: Eukaryota; Fungi; Glomeromycota; Glomeromycetes; Diversisporales; Acaulosporaceae. The record is from the annotation of a GenBank genome assembly.
AUGGGAUCGUCCAGGGAUCUUUCAAAAUGGCUCAAUGAUGCUAUCGAUAAUGGACACAUAAUAGAAUUUGAUUACGAUUCGCUUAAAAAAAUUGAACCUUGUUGGAUAACAGCAUUAAGCGGUAUCAAAAAAGCUUAUCAAAUCGAAUUCGACAGGAACGUUGCUCUUAAAUAUUUAAAGGAUGAUAUACAUAAAAGCGAAGACGAAUAUUAUAGAAAUCUUGUUAGAGAGGUACAAAUUUUAACGAAGCUAAACGCGGUCAAUAACGAAAAUAUAAUUAGAUUUUUAGGAAUCAGUAAAGGUCUCUCGCCAAAAUAUCAUUACAUUAUACUUCAAUAUGUAUAUGGUGAAGAUCUUAGAACACGUUUGCAGAAAAAGUUUAUUGAAUUAAGUUGGCCUAGUAAAGUAAAAAUGGCAAAAGAUAUUACUAAUGGUUUAAAUUAUAUUCACCGCGCAAAUAUCUGUCACUGUAAUUUAAACUCCAAAAAUAUAAUGGUAUACGAUGAUAAAUUGAUAAUUACAGGUUUUGAUUUCUCUAUAUUUCUGGAUAAACCGUACGAAUUCCUUUAUACUCUUGAACUUUGUGAUCAUGAGAUGAUUUCUUACGUAGAUCCACAACUUCUUAUGUCUCCAA